Glycine soja is the source of this 2365-nucleotide messenger RNA. RefSeq names its product phospholipase A1 PLIP1, chloroplastic-like. The transcript is spliced from 5 exons. Gene Ontology annotation, molecular function: glycerophospholipid phospholipase A1 activity. The coding region runs from base 154 to 2142 and encodes 662 amino acids. Gene Ontology annotation, biological process: lipid metabolic process. NCBI's taxonomy places the organism in Eukaryota, Viridiplantae, Streptophyta, Magnoliopsida, Fabales, Fabaceae. The record is from RefSeq and is a predicted model, not a curated record.
UACGUUUUCUUGCAAAAUCAAUAUCAACACAUUAAACUAUAGUCUCAAGAACCAAACUUAAAAAAACAUCAAAGCUUAGAGCUAUGAUGAUCCAUGUGUUACAAAGACAAGUGCAGUGAAGAAUCUUGCAUACUUACAUAGAAGUUACAAGUCAUGGCCUAUUCUGCAGUUUCAGUUCCCAUCUCUAUAACUUCGUCUGCAACAAUGGACAUCACAAAAGAGAAUAAAUUUCUUCUCCAUUCACUCUCCAACAAAGGCUUAUUAUGCAAACAUUCAACAAAUAACUGCAUCCAAGCCACAUCAAUGCAACCAAAGCAUAAAAGCAGGAACUCCAUAAUAGUAUUUCCACUUCAACUUUCAGUUUCCAUUCUUCCAAAUCCACUUCGCUCCUUCUUAUUUGACACAGAAACGAGGAGGGAAAUGAACAUGGGGCAGAAGGGUAUCAAUAAUAUUAAGGAAAACAUGGUGGAAAGCAGUGAAGAAGUGAUGAUAAAUAGAGCUCGCUGGGUUCAGAGAUUAACGGGAAUUAAGAGAUACUGGAGAAGAAAAGUACCUAAAGAGAGCAUGGAAACAGAUAUAAUAUGCAAACACAACACGAAUAGUGAGUGUGAUUGUGAUGAAGAUGACAGUGUUUGUGUGGCAGGUUAUGAAGAAGGAGAUGAAAAAGAGGAAAAUGGACAAGAAGUGGCAUGUGAUCGUGACUCAUUCUCAAAGUUUCUGGUCCCGGUUCCUUCGCUUGAUACCAAACUAUUCUCUAAGCUGGCUUUCCUGUGCAGCAUGGCUUAUGUCAUACCACAAAUCAAGGCUAAGGACUUGGGGAGAAACUAUGGUCUUGAAUUCGUAACAUCAUCUUUGGAAAAGAAAGGUGAUGUGACUAAGAUAAAAGCAAAACUUGAUCAGGACUCCAUUUGUGUGCCUAUGGAUGCCUCAGACUCAGCAGCCUCUCAAGAUGGUUCAGAGAAAGAGAAAGGUGGUGAUAAUGAACAGAAGCAUCAAAUCAAGCUUGCCUAUGAUAUUACUGCCUCAGCUGCUUCUUAUGUCCAAUCACGCACUAAGGACCUUCUGUCUCUUGCUUCGAAGUCAAAGAAGCAUAGUGGCAAUGGGGAUUUCAGUGGAAGAGAAGACUCUCCAUAUGAGGAGGCUGAUGAAACACCACCGGUUUACAAGUCAAGGUAUGGAGUUAAUGCUGCAGCAUUAACAAUGACUGUUGUGGCUGCAGCAGGAACAGCAGUGGACCUUCAGUCACUUCGUUCAUCAUCUUGUGAAUGGUUUGUUUGUGAUGAUCCCGACACACACACUCGAUGCUUUGCCAUUCAGGGAUCAUAUUCCGUGGCAUCUUGGAAAGCAAACCUCUACUUUGAGCCUACUACAUUUGAGGGCACGGAUGUACUUGUUCACAGGGGAAUAUAUGAAGCUGCCAAGGGAAUAUAUGAGCAAUUCAUGCCAGAAAUAAUGGACCAUUUGAAGAAAUAUGGGGAUAGUGCUAAGCUCCAAUUCACUGGCCAUUCCCUAGGGGGUAGUCUCUCAAUUUUGGUCUAUUUGAUGCUACUGACUAGGAAGGUUGUCAGUCCCUCAACUCUUCUGCCAGUAGUGACUUUUGGUUCUCCAUUUGUGUUAUGUGGAGGCCAAAAAUUACUCAAUGAGCUUGGCCUGGAUGAGAGCUACAUUCAAUGUGUAAUAAUGCAUAGAGAUAUUGUUCCCAGGAUCUUCUCAUGCAGUUUUCCUAACCAUGUUAUAACUGUCCUUAAGCGCUUAAAUGGGUCAUUUGUGUCACAUCCUUGUCUUGUAAAAAAUAAGCUAUUGUACUCACCAUUGGGUAAAAUAUUCAUUCUCCAACCAGAUGAGAAAACAUCUCCUCCACAUCCUUUACUCCCAUUAGGAAGUGGCUUUUAUGCUGUAGACAGUAGCAGAUGUGGAUGCUCUCCAAAUGUUCUCAGAGCCUUCUUCAAUCAACCACACCCUAUUGAAACACUAAGCAAUCCAAAAGCAUAUGGCUCAGAUGGCACAGUUUUAAGAGACCAUGAUUGUAACAACUAUCUAAAAGCAGUCAAUGGAGUUUUUGGACAACAUUCAAAGAUUGUUGUCAGGACAGGGAGAUCAAAGCAGCCACGAAAAACAUUUAAGAAAAAGAUGAGAAAAUAACGUUGUGGUCAACUUUUUAUUUUCAUGAUAGAAAAAAUGUAAAAAUCCCUUUUAUUCAUAAGAAAAGAAAAGGGUAAAAAUCAGUUUGGAAGUCCAUUUAUGUCUAGGAAAUUAUAGAAACUUAAUUUCGCAUCAUAGUAGUACAGUUCACGUGCCUUCAGUGAAUUGCGCAAACUUAAUAAUUUUUCAGUAUUUAUUUUUCUCUUUUGUAAAAGAAAUCAAA